This is a messenger RNA of Paramisgurnus dabryanus, 2872 nucleotides long. RefSeq names its product WD repeat domain 75 (gene wdr75). The record is from RefSeq and is a predicted model, not a curated record. Gene Ontology annotation, cellular component: nucleolus; small-subunit processome. Gene Ontology annotation, biological process: positive regulation of transcription by RNA polymerase I; positive regulation of rRNA processing; ribosome biogenesis. NCBI's taxonomy places the organism in Eukaryota, Metazoa, Chordata, Actinopteri, Cypriniformes, Cobitidae. Gene Ontology annotation, molecular function: protein binding; RNA binding.
CUCCGGGCCGCACGAUGGCGCUAAGCUCCAGACUGUCACUUCACUACAGCCGAAGCAGAAUUGCACAGCGGCCACAUGUGAACAUUUCGGAGUUAAAAAUAUGGUGGAGAAUAGUGACAUCCGCGUGGUUCGCUGCGGCGGCAGCAAAAUAAACCUGAGAGCGCCGAUUAUCUCCCAAGACUCGAGGUUUGUAUUGUGCACAUCUGGAGAUUUAAUAAAGGUCUACAGCACACGGACAGAAGAGUGGAUACAUAAUCUACAGGGCCACACCAAACAAGUAACCGGCAUCGCAUUGAACCCUGCCAAUCACCUACAGGUCUACUCUUGCUCAGCAGAUGGCACUGUUAAAUUAUGGGAUUUCAUUGAUGGCAUUCUCAUCAAGACAUUUGUCUUUGGAUACCCGUUGUUUUCACUUUGUGUGUCCCAGAAACACGAGGGAGUCAUUUUCCUGCUUUUCCCUUUGGCUAAAGAAUCAGUCGCUGAGUGUUUCCAGUUGGUUGCCGCUCAUCUGCCCAAGUCAGCAGAACAGGAAGUGGAGGUCAAAGAGCUGUCAGCUGUUUUGAGCGAUAUCAGUCCAAACCCCACGUGCACAGCGUUCGGCAGAGAGGGGGAAUAUAUAGCGUCUGCCAAAGCCCUCAAACUUACAGUUUUUUUCUUCAGGAAGCAGAUAACAAACAGUUUUUCUCUAAAACUCACGGGUAAGCACGGGACCAAAAAUACAUUUACUUGCGUAGCCUGUCACCCCAAAGAUGACUGUAUCGCCACCGGUCACGAAGAUGGCAAAAUCCGCCUUUGGAGGAACUUUCAUCAGAAGAAGAAAUACACAUGUACUACAUUGCACUGGCAUCACAAUAUUGUCAACACUUUGUGUUUUACCUCAGAAGGUACUAAUCUGUUGAGUGGAGGCAUCGAGUCAGUGCUUGUCCAGUGGCACUAUGGGGCAGACAACACGAAAGACUUCCUGCCCCGUCUCGGAGGAUCCAUCUUACACAUAACUGCAUCAUCUGAUGGACAGUUUUACUGCACAUCCCAUUCAGACAACAAGAUCAAGAUUAUCGAGAGCAGUUUCAGAGUGACUGGAGUCAUUCAGGGCUUAGUUAAAGGAGAUGCCAUUUUGACCGAUCUAAUGAUUGACCCGCAUAGUAAAUCUUUGGUGCUCAAUGGGAAACCGGGUCAUCUGCAGUUUUACUCCCUUCUGCAUGACAAACACCUCUAUAACCUGGAUAUUGUGCAACAAGAGUAUAUUUAUGAAGCCGGUCUGGAUCAGUUUGAGGUGGUCAAGGCGGCCUUCGAUGUAAAAGGCGACUGGCUCGCAACGGUGGAGGAAAGAGGACAAAAAUCCUCUUGCCUAGAGUUUUACCUUAAACUUUGGGCUUUUGAUAAGCAAACGCAAAGUUUUGUGCUUAACACCACCAUUGCCGCUGCCCACGAGGAUCAGAUUAUGUCCAUGUGCUUCAGCUCUUCUGAGGAGACCACCAUGUUGGUGACCACAUCCAAAGACAGACAGUUUAAAGCAUGGGUGCUGGGUGCUGACGCAGACACACAACAGGACCUGUCCUUCUGGUCAUGUGAUUUUGUGGGUAGCUACCAUAACCUAAGGGCCACGAACUGCUGUUUCUCAGCUGAUGGCUCUCUCUUGGCUGUGAGCUUUCAGGAAGUCGUCACCAUCUGGAGCCCAGAGACCUGGGAGCUGCUCACCACCUUCUGCCAGCCACCUGGAGAAAUAAGGGACCUUUGUUUCGGGCGAUUAGGUUGCUCCAAAUACCUGCUUGGCACCAACACCAAGAGCCGUCUGUUCUGCUGGAACCUCCUCACUUGCGCAUUGGAAUGGAUCACUCACGUAGAUGUGUGCACGCUGCAGCCGGACCCUCUGUCUGAACACGUGGCCGCUUUUUCGUACCACUCUAAACAAACUGACUUGUUUGUUUUCAAACCCAGCGAGCUCCGGCCUUUAUUUACUCAUAAGUCAGUGUGCUCGAAGAAGGUGCACCGUGCCGUCUUCGUUCCCCGAGAAGAGCCGUUGGCCAGAUGUGAUGAAAGUUCCCAGUGGCUUAACAGAUCUCAACUAUACUUCCUCACACAAGACAUGGAUUUAUUGACCUUCAGCACAGCAACAGAAGAUGACAGGAUGUUGGCUUCAAGUAAACGGCUGGUCAUUGAUGACAGUGUUGCUGUAACUCCAUUUUACCUGCUGUUGGGAAAACACAGACAACAGCAAGAGAAACCCAGUACACCCCAUCCAUUGACUGACAAACACCAGCAGCCACAGAGUUCAGCUACUAUAAAAGAGUUGUUACACACGCCGGCUCAUGUUUUGCCGGGUGCUUCAGUCCUGUGCUCGCUGUUCAUCAGUUCCCUCUUGAUCUCCAAUACUGGAGUCCGAGAGGAAAUGGAAUCAUCUGAGCAAGAAAUGGACAGCGAGGAAGAGUCGUCGGAGGGGGAAAUGGAGACACAUGACAGUCAGCCGGAGCUCAGAGCUCAGGGUUCUGUGGAUGAUGUGACCCCAAAGCUGUCUAAAGCAAAGGAGAAGGAACUGAAGAAUGUCAGAAAGACUGACUUUAGCUGGAUAACUUGCCUUUGACUCGAUCAUGAUGUAGCAAUUUCACAAUACAUUUAAAUUGUUUCGACUCUGGAGAGACGCGUGUUUGGUCAGCAAGACUACAGCAAACCUGUAGUGGUUUAUUUUGAGGACUUUCUAAUUAAUUUAGGAACAUGAAUGCUAUUUUGUAAUUGUGAAGAUUAUUGUAACGUUUAGCCCAUUUGCGUCAACAAUAAUUUAUAAAAAAACAACAACUUUUGAACAGUGUACAGUGCAGUUGAAUUUUUAUUACAGUAUAUUUGUGCAUUUGUGUUUUUUAAAUCUGUCCUUCCA